This is a messenger RNA of Cyclopterus lumpus (lumpfish), 2759 nucleotides long. RefSeq names its product carboxy-terminal domain RNA polymerase II polypeptide A small phosphatase 1-like. Gene Ontology annotation, molecular function: RNA polymerase II CTD heptapeptide repeat phosphatase activity. The coding region runs from base 429 to 1217 and encodes 262 amino acids. The record is from RefSeq and is a predicted model, not a curated record. Lineage: Eukaryota; Metazoa; Chordata; Actinopteri; Perciformes; Cyclopteridae. The transcript is spliced from 7 exons.
AGAUAGCCCCGAGGCACGUGCGGGGCGAUACUCAGCGGAGAGCCUCGCGUCCUGCAUUGUGGCUUUAAGAACGGGGCCUCCUUGAAACCGUCAGGUUCCGUGUCCGCGCGGCCGGAUCGAUUGAACAUGAUUCAACGUAGAAACUUUUUAGAAAUAACUCUUUUUUUAAAGACGCGUUUGACUUGUUGCACCUUGGUGCGGUCUGCUUCGUUUUUGUGCACGCUCGUCCCCGCGGUUCGGGAGCGUUUCUUAAAGUUAGACGCUCAGUAUGCGCGUUUGCAGACAGGGAGUGGCAAAAUAUAAAUACUUUUCUUUCCCUUUUUUUUUUUUUUUUUUUUUAAAAACCAUAACACCUCCAACUCGGUUCUUUUUUUCUUUUUUUUUUUAAAUACAGCAAUAACGUCCUUGUCUUUUGAGUGACGGAUCUAAUGGACCAUUCGCCGUCGAUAAUCACGCAAGUAACCAGAGACGAGGAGGAAAAUGCGACUUGUCGCGCGGACGGUGCCAGCGACGUUUCCCCGUCAAAGAAGCCUCGCAGCAGAGGCCUUCUCCGCAGUCUCUUCUGCUGUCUUUGUAGCAAGGAAUCGGAGCCACCGUCACUAAAAAGCAAUGCCCCCCUCCUGGUCGAGGAAAAUGGAAGUCCGUCAAAAGUACCAGCAAAACCGCUGCUCCCACAGCUGAACUCGAGUGAUGCAGGGAAGAUCUGUGUGGUCAUUGAUUUGGAUGAAACACUAGUGCAUAGUUCAUUUAAGCCAGUGAACAAUGCUGAUUUUAUCAUUCCGGUGGAAAUUGAUGGAACAGUUCACCAGGUGUACGUGUUAAAGAGACCCCACGUCGACGAGUUCCUCAGGAGGAUGGGAGAAUUGUUCGAGUGUGUCCUGUUCACCGCGAGCUUAUCCAAGUACGCCGAUCCCGUGUCGGACCUGUUGGACAAACGGGGGGCUUUCCAGAGCCGUCUGUUCCGGGAGUCCUGCGUCUUCCACAAAGGGAACUACGUUAAAGACUUGAGCCGUUUAGGACGGGACCUCAACAAGGUCAUCAUCAUUGACAACUCCCCAGCUUCCUACAUCUUCCAUCCCGACAACGCAGUUCCUGUCGCGUCCUGGUUUGACGACAUGUCCGACACCGAGCUCCUCGAUCUCAUCCCCUUCUUUGAGAGACUAAGCAAAGUGGACGACAUCUAUGGCGCUCUGCAGCAGCAGAGGACUUCAAGUUAACGGAGGCGGGACACUCGGUUGAAAACAAUCACCAGCCGCUGACGCCACGGGGCCACGGAGGCUGGUGGGCCACGGGCUCCACGCUGCUUCCAUUUACAAGGACCACAAUGCAACAACAACAAAAAAAGCUUCUUUUUAAUCUGGUAUUCUUACACUAUAUUGCAUCAAAAAAGGUAAAAAGCGAUCUUCCAGCAGGGUUUGGUACUUCAGCAUUGAAAGUCAUCCAAUCCAAAGAUUCUCUUUUCUUUUUAAUGCUCAAUAAGGACUGAAUACCAGAUUCAAUGACUUCUGUAGAUAUCCUUUGCAGUGCAGCUAGUGUAUUGUUGUCGCUGUUGUUCCUUUUCAUUUCAGAAUAGUGGUUCUCAUAAUAUGUGAAGCUCUCACACAGAAAGGUUAUUGAAGACCGAUCCUCAAACCUCAUUAACUUACUUACUUUUUUUGACUAAAAUAGCCAAAAUGUACAUUUAGUAAAAGACAAUCAUUAACAUAAAAAUAUUCUGGUUUAAUAAUAUUUACAACAGGUUUUUGCACAUUUCACUAAGAAGCAGAUAUUUCGUAUGUGCUCUUCCUGUAAGCUUUGAGCAAAUGAUGUUUGCGGUUGAACUUUGGCUCCAAAAAGACGCCACAGACUUUUUAGAGUUUUAGAUUGAAAAGAAACCGGAACAGUAAUCGUGGGAAUCCACCGCCACUGAUUGUCGUCCUUAUUCACUACAUUACAGAUGGCUGAUGAGGUCGAAUCACUAAUGUUCUAACGUGUAAUAACACUUUUAAUAUGUUGUCUUAUGCCCAGUCCGGUCUCAAAACACCCUAAUCUUGAUGUUUAUUAGUUGACCUCAUACUUGCAUAUUAACAAACCUUUAAAAAGAGAAAAAAAGAAAGCUAUCAAAUGUGGAUGUCUUGGACUGUUCUGGAUUAGCACUAAGAGAACCGGCCCACUGCACCCUGAUUGGACCGUUCACACAGACUCACUACUGCGGAUAAACAUGGUGAGAUUGAUUUUAGCAUAUACAGCAUAUCAGGAUUUCAGGCAGAUGUUUUGAUUUGGUUUUAAUGUUAUUUUAGUUUUUUUUCCUUAAUAGGAGCUUUUAGUUGAUUUGGCGACCACCGCAGUCGAUGCAAUCGUGUCCACGUGUGCAGGAGGAGGCUGUAACCUGCUACGUCAUGUUUGAUUUGAACGCACACUUUGAUCAGGACACUUUGGAUCCAAGACGAUAACGGAGUCAUUGCAGCGCCGCAUCGAGCUGUGAACACGGUUCCAUUGAGUGUGUGUGUGUGUGUGUGUGUGUGUUUCAGUGGGACUACGUCAGUGGGACUUUAAGAUUCGGAGAAAAGAAAAACGUUGACAAUAAGUGAAAAAUCCUGAACUGUCUUUAAAUAAUGGUUUAACUUUUCUUUUCUUUUUUACUUUAUGCAACAAGAAUAUUAAUGUUUUGACUCAAGUAAAGAAACCGAUUUUUAAAUUGCUGCUGAUUGUAAGACAAAAAGAGACGGCUAGAGAUAUUUCCACCGUGCGUCAAUAAAGCAUGUUUUAUUGAAACGGGU